AUGGCUGCUGCAUUUACAUGGGUUGGUUUAUGGCUGCUUUCAUGCCUGGCUCUGGUUUCCAUGUCCAAGGCUCAACAUGCACACCAAUUCAUUUAUAAUCAAGGCUUCCGUAACGCUAAUCUCCAUGUUGAUGGGAGUGCCAAAAUCCUCUCCAACGGUCUAUUGCAGCUCACCAACACUUCAAGACUGCUGAUCGCCCAUGCUUUCUACCCUUCCCCUAUAAACUUCAACGCUUCUUCCACUUCGCCUCAAUCUCUUUCCUUCUCCACAAACUUCGUAUUCGCUAUUGUUCCUGAAUCGGAAGAUGCUAGCGGUCAUGGCGCUGCCUUUGUCAUAGCAGAAUCAACGGAUUUCACCCAUGCCGAUGCAGUACAAUAUCUAGGACUGGUUCAUCAGUCUACCAACGGGAAUUCCUCUAACCACUUCUUUGCGGUCGAGUUUGAUACUAUCUUCAGUCUUGGCACAGAUACUAUAGAUGGCAAUCAUGUAGGAAUCGAUCUGAAUGGCGUUAAAUCCAAUCAGUCCAUUUCAUCAGCUUAUUUUUCCAAUGAAGAAGGGAAGAAUAUAAGCUUGGACCUCAAAAAUGGACAUCCUAUACAGGUGUGGAUAGACUACGAUGGCCAACAACAACUACUCAAUGUAACUUUGGCACCAGAGAAUAGUCUGAAACCAAACCAGCCUCUCUUGUCCACAUCAAUCAAUCUCUCAGUUAUCCUAUUGGAUACCAUGUAUGUUGGUUUCUCUGCUUCAACAGGUUCAAUUGGAAGCUGUAGCCAUUAUAUUCUGGGAUGGAGCUUCAACAGAAGUGGAGAAGCACAGAGCCUUGAGAUAUCGGACCUCCCAAAGCUUCCCAAAAAUGGUGGACGAAGAAAUACGGUUAUAUUGAUUUCAAUCAUUGCGGCUGUUUUGUUGCUGUUAGUAAUUAUGGGAGCAGCAUAUGUUUACAGGAGGAAGAAAUAUGAGGAAUUAAAUGAAGAUUGGGAAAAUGAAUAUGGACCUCAUAGAUUCCCCUACAAGACACUGUAUAUAGCAACCGAAGGUUUCAAAGACAAGCAACUUCUGGGAUCCGGAGGUUUCGGGAAAGUUUAUAAAGGUACACUUCCUUAUUUCAAUGAACAAAUUGCAGUGAAGAAAGUAUCCCAUGAAUCAGAUCAAGGGAUGAAGGAGUUUGUGUCAGAGAUUGUCAGCAUGGGAAGGCUAAGGCAUAAGAAUUUGGUGCGGCUUCUGGGGUACUGCAGACGUAAGAAAGAGCUCCUUUUGGUCUAUGAAUGUAUGGAGAAUGGUAGCCUCGACAAGUUCCUUUUCAGCGACGAGAAAUCGACCCUUAAUUGGUUUCAAAGGUUUCAAAUCAUCAGAGGGGUGGCAUCGGCUCUUCUUUAUCUCCAUGAAGAAGGGGAACAAGUUGUUCUUCAUCGAGACAUCAAAUCCAGCAAUGUUCUAUUAGAUUCCAAUCUAAAUGGACGGCUCGGUGAUUUCGGUCUGGCCAGAUUAUACGAUCACGACAGUGUUCCGCAAACGACUCGUCUAGUAGGAACUUUAGGGUAUAUGGAUCCCGAACUCACCCGAACCGGAAGGGCUACUAAAGCUGCCGAUGUGUUUGCUUUGGGGGCUUUUCUGCUAGAGGUGGCUUGCGGGAGGAAGCCAUUUGAUCAUCAUGCACCACCCGGAGAGAUUUCUCUAGUUGAUUUAGUCAAGAAGUGUUUCAUAAGAGGAGCCAUUGUUGAUGCUGUUGAUCCAAGAUUACAAGGCCAUCACGUGGUGGAGGAGAUGGAGAGAGUUUUGAAACUGGGGCUGCUUUGUUCCAACACCGAACCAGAUUUGAGACCCACCAUUGUAGAAGUGGUGCAGUAUCUGGAAGGCAAUGUUAGUUUGCCAGACGUACCAGUUGACAGUAGAGCCCAAAGCAUACCAUCUUCUAUCCUUGAAAAUAGCAUAACAUCUGAUAGUGUAAUUUCGUUUUCUUCAUCUAUAGGGAAGGGUCUUUCUCUGAAUUCCUCGCGGAGUACGGAUUCUGUUCUUCACAUAGGUCACUGA
Molecule: messenger RNA, 2034 nt
Organism: Hibiscus syriacus
Lineage: Eukaryota; Viridiplantae; Streptophyta; Magnoliopsida; Malvales; Malvaceae
Product: L-type lectin-domain containing receptor kinase SIT2-like
Exons: 1
Coding region: 1-2034 (677 amino acids)
Biological process (GO): protein phosphorylation
Cellular component (GO): plasma membrane
Molecular function (GO): protein kinase activity; carbohydrate binding; ATP binding
Source: RefSeq, a predicted model, not a curated record